GCUGAAGCUGUAUAUUCUGUACGAAUAGGUGUUCUUCAGCAUCAAGACCUUGGGUAGGAGAUAAAAAGUGGGUCCCGUUUUAGGCCAAAUAGUAAAUAAAGGACAUAUAUAUAUACAUUAUAUAUAUAAUCAUGCAACCUUCCCUAUGAUUGCAGCAAAACACUAAUGUCUCUAUUUUUUCCUUAUGAAGCUUUGGAUGAACUACCAAGAUCCAGUCAACCACCCACACUGUUUUCUGGCGCUUUCUUGUUUAUAUAUCUACUGGAGCGGCAUUUACACACACUUUACGUAAGGGUUUCGAUGUGAAUAUUAUUUUGAUCUGAAGACAAGAACAGCGUGUUUCUUGUCUGAGUGAACACUUGCAGCAAUAAUCUGGCUUUUGAUACUCAUCCGCAUAGCCAAAUUUAAUCAGCUAUGGACAGUUUGUGCUUGUUAUGCUUGAAAUUGGAAUCAGAAUGCUUAAAUGUGACUUCGCCAGAAUGGGAGGAAGAGAAAAUACUACUGAUUAUUGAAACACAUUUCUGGCCUUUGCAUACUCUAUCGGGCGACAAUAGACUUUGUUAUAAAUGUUGGAAUGUGAUUAAGGAAUUUCAUCAAUUCUAUAUAAGCAUACAAAAUGCUCAUCUGCAUUUGGGAUCUAGAGUCAAAGUGGAGCAACUCGAUACAAAGGAUGAUAAUGAAAAGGAACUCAACUAUCCACCAGCUGAGCCGGAACUCUGCUUCAAAACAGAAAACUGGCAAAUCGAGGAAACUAUAACCCCGGAAAUAGAAAAUACAGAAUCAGGAGAAAUGGCAAUACCGUCUUUUAUGGAAGAUCCUUUGACAAAAUCUAAAUCAAAAAAGAGAAAACGUGGAGUAUGCAAAACAAAAAUUAGCUACCAAGAAAGUUCUCCAAAUUGCAGCGACAGUGACAAUGACAGCGACUAUUUGGAGGAGAAACCUCUUAUCAAUCAUGCUGAAACAGAAAAUAGCAACUCAAUGCAAUUUUCAGAUAAUAAUCAAAGUGAGUCAGAUUACGAGAAUGCUUCCGAUAAGAAACUGGAGACAACAAUGAAGACAAGCAGAACACUGUCUAACUCAUCGAUGAAUCGUGAAUUGGAUGAAUUUGUGGCCACAAAUUUUAAACUCAAUUGUCCAAUUUGUAACAUCGCCAUGCCAACAUUUUCUGAGCUAACCAAACAUUCUGCUGAUAUUCAUAAGAAACGUGGUUAUGUCAAUUGUUGCAAUAAGAAAUUCAUAAGGCGCAGUAUUCUGGUGGAUCAUAUAAAUCGUCAUCUAGAUCCAGAAUAUUUUAAAUGUAAAAUUUGUGAUAAAGUAAUGGCUGAUCGGCGUUGUCUAGAUAAGCAUGUUAAAACCCAUGAAGUUCAGGAAAAGCCCCAUAAAUGUGAUAAGUGCGAUAAGUCCUACUCCAGCUUGUUUGUCUUAAAUAAUCACAAAGCUGUGCAUUUUUCUGAAGAGGAAAAGAAAUUUCCCUGUGAUCAAUGUGGCAAACUCUUUGGCAACAAAUUCAAGCUUUCCGAUCAUGUACGCAUUGUUCACCUCAAGAAGCAUGCUUUAAUAUGUCAUAUAUGUGGUUCGAAAAUGCGUUCUAGAGAACUGUUGAAACGUCACAUACUUAAGCACCAAGGCCUUGAGGUGCCCCAGUUUAGCUGUGAUAUUUGCGGCCUCAAGAUGGCAGAUGCAAACAGCGUAAAACGCCACAAAGCUACCCAACAUCCUGUAGGUGGUAAACAGGAAUAUCGUUGUGAUAUAUGUUUAAAAAUAUCACCCAACCUUACGGCACACAAAAGACAUGUGCAAUAUAAACAUGAAACAGGUUAUAAUUUCCAGUGUACCAUAUGUGAUAAAGCAUUCAAGAGAUCAUGCUCAUUGAAAGAACACAUGGCCACCCAUACCGGCACAGUUUUAUACACUUGCCCGUAUUGUCCAAAGACCUUCAAUUCGAAUGCUAAUAUGCAUAGUCAUAAAAAGAAAGUGCAUCCCAUAGAAUGGGAAAAUGAUCGCAGAGGGAAAUAUUCAGGCAAUUUGCCACCAAACUAUAAACCAUCAACACACACCAUAUCAGAACCAACCCAUUCGAGCCCCCAAGUCUUUUAUUUACCAUUCUUAGAAUGA
Molecule: messenger RNA, 2115 nt
Organism: Stomoxys calcitrans (stable fly)
Lineage: Eukaryota; Metazoa; Arthropoda; Insecta; Diptera; Muscidae
Product: transcription factor grauzone
Exons: 4
Coding region: 415-2115 (566 amino acids)
Biological process (GO): regulation of transcription by RNA polymerase II
Cellular component (GO): nucleus
Molecular function (GO): DNA-binding transcription factor activity; zinc ion binding; RNA polymerase II cis-regulatory region sequence-specific DNA binding
Source: RefSeq, a predicted model, not a curated record